AUACUUAUAGCUUCAUAGCAAAAAAAGAAAUAGAUUGGAGCAACGUCGUCUCAAUGAUUUAGUAUUUGUCAAAUAUAAUAGAACAUUGAGAUUUAGGUAUGACAUGCGCAACACUCUUGAUCCCAUAUCUUUGCAAAAUAUUGAUGAAAGCAAUGAGUGGUUGCUUGGGAGGAUGGAUGGAGAAUCAGAUGAAGAUAAUGAGCCUGUGUUUAAUGAUGAUGAUGGCUUGACGUGGGCCACUGUUGCUAGAGCUUCUGGAGUAGAAGAAAGUAGCCAUGCAAGUAGAGCAACAAGUUCACGCUCAAAGGCACAACCGAGGAUAUCUAAAUCAUCAACAUUGACUCCACUUCAAUUAAUAGAUGAAGAGGAAGCGGGCUCAGAUGACACAGAGGAGGAAGAUGUUGAGGGAUACAAAUCAACUGAUGGAGAAGAAGAUGAUAGUUUGCUUGCCAUUGAUGUUGAGGAUAAUGAUUGACUGACACCGACCUAACCUACCCUUUCUUUUGAUAUUGAUGUUUUCAAGUGUUAAGACA
Messenger RNA from Camellia sinensis, 533 nucleotides. Lineage: Eukaryota; Viridiplantae; Streptophyta; Magnoliopsida; Ericales; Theaceae. The record is from RefSeq and is a predicted model, not a curated record.